Otolemur garnettii (small-eared galago) is the source of this 3112-nucleotide messenger RNA. It is a transcript of the gene SIDT1, whose product is annotated as SID1 transmembrane family member 1. Gene Ontology annotation, cellular component: membrane. The record is from RefSeq and is a predicted model, not a curated record. The transcript has 25 exons. Lineage: Eukaryota; Metazoa; Chordata; Mammalia; Primates; Galagidae. Bases 360 to 2825 code for a protein of 821 amino acids.
CUGCUAUUGCUGUUGUUGAGCUUGAGGGGGAAGAGAUUGGUAGAAAUUCUGGCUGGGUAAGGGGGGAGGAUUCUCGGCGACGAAAAGGGGGGGACUCAGAAGCCGGAGGAAAAAGCAGUAGUUUCCUACCUCCACAUCUCCUGUACCCCUCACUCUCCGCCGGUGACCUGGCGUGGAGACCCCAGGCGGCAGCAUCAAUAUUUGAACCGAUCUUCACUAGCGCACUGCCGACUCUCGCGCGAGGGGCUGUAGACAUCGCCCGCUCUGUGCUGCUGGGGAUUCGGCUUUGGAAGGACCGGCUCUGCGGUCGCCCCCUCUCCGGGCUGGCUCUGCCCUGGGGCCAGGGCGCGGCGCCCACCAUGCGCGACUGCCCGCGGCUCGCGCUGCUCUGCGCGCUGCCCUGGCUCCUGCGGGCGGCGGAGACCCGGGCGCAGCCCCUAGCGCCCCGCAAUGACCGCGGCGACCCUGCCAGGGGCGCUGAUUUUGAUCGCGUCUACAGCGGGGUGGUGAGCCUCAGCACCGAGAAUAUCUACUCCUUCAACUACACCAGCCAGCCCGGCCAGGUGACUGCCGUGAGGGUAUACGUGAACAGUUCCUCUGAGAAUCUCAACUACCCAGUCCUUGUUGUGGUUCGCCAACAGAAGGAGGUGCUGUCCUGGCAGGUCCCUCUGCUCUUCCAAGGACUAUACCAGAAGAGCUACAACUACCAGGAAGUGAGCCGCACCUUGUGUCCCUCAGAAGUGACCAACGAAACAGGCCCCCUGCAGCAGCUGAUAUUUGUGGAUGUAGCGUCCAUGGCACCACUGGGGGCCCAGUACAAACUGCUGGUUACCAAGCUCAAGCACUUCCAGCUCCGGACAAACGUUGCCUUUCACUUCACUGCCAGCCCUUCUCAACCUCAGUAUUUUCUAUACAAGUUUCCUGAAGAUGUGGACUCAGUUAUCAUUAAAGUAGUAUCUGAAAUGGCUUAUCCAUGUUCUGUUGUCUCAGUCCAGAAUAUCAUGUGCCCAGUUUAUGAUCUUGACCACAAUGUGGAAUUUAAUGGUGUCUAUCAGUCCAUGACCAAGAAGGCUGCCAUCACACUACAGAAGAAGGAUUUCCCAGGAGAGCAAUUCUUUGUGGUGUUUGUGAUAAAGCCUGAAGAUUAUGCCUGUGGAGGAUCUUUCUUCAUCCAGGCAAAGGAAAACCAAACCUGGAAUCUACAACGAACAAAAAACCUUCAAGUGACCAUUGUUCCUUCUAUUAAAGAAUUUGUUUACGUGAAAUCUAGCCUCUUCAGUGUCUUCAUCUUCCUCUCCUUCUACUUGGGAUAUCUACUUGUUGUGCUUGUUCAUUGUGUGAGGUUUCAGAGAAAAUCCAUAGAUGGAAGCUUUGGUUCCAAUGAUGGCUCAGGAAACAUGGUGGUGUCACAUCCCAUUGCUGCUAGCACACCUGAAGGGAGCAAUUAUGGGACAAUAGAUGAGUCAAGCUCCAGUCCUGGAAGGCAGAUGUCCUCCUCCGAUGGUGGGCUGCCCUGCCAGUCAGACACAGACAGCUCCGUGGAAGAGAGUGACUUUGACACCAUGCCAGACAUCGAGAGUGAUAAAAACAUCAUCCGGACCAAGAUGUUCCUUUACCUGUCAGAUCUGUCCAGGAAGGACCGGAGAAUUGUUAGCAAGAAAUAUAAGAUUUAUUUUUGGAACAUCAUCACCAUAGCUGUGUUCUAUGCCCUGCCCGUGAUCCAGCUGGUCAUCACCUACCAAACAGUGGUAAAUAUCACUGGCAACCAGGACAUCUGUUACUACAACUUCCUCUGUGCACACCCAUUGGGCGUCCUGAGCGCUUUCAACAACAUUCUCAGUAACCUGGGCCACGUGCUUCUGGGCUUCCUCUUCCUGCUGAUAGUCUUGCGCCGGGACAUCCUCCAUCGAAGAGCCCUGGAAGCCAAGGACAUCUUUGCUAUGGAGUAUGGAAUUCCCAAACACUUUGGUCUCUUCUAUGCUAUGGGCAUCGCAUUGAUGAUGGAAGGUGUUCUCAGUGCCUGUUACCAUGUCUGCCCUAAUUACUCCAACUUCCAGUUUGACACCUCCUUCAUGUACAUGAUCGCAGGCCUCUGCAUGCUGAAGCUCUAUCAGACCCGCCACCCGGACAUCAAUGCCAGCGCCUACUCUGCCUACGCCUCCUUUGCUGUGGUCAUCAUGCUCACUGUCCUGGGAGUGGUAUUUGGAAAAAAUGACGUGUGGUUCUGGAUCAUCUUCUCUGCAAUCCACAUUCUGGCCUCUCUGGCCCUCAGCACCCAGAUCUACUACAUGGGUCGUUUCAAGAUAGAUUUGGGAAUUUUCCGGCGGGCAGCUAUGGUGUUCUACACGGACUGUGUCCAGCAGUGUAGCCGGCCUCUGUACAUGGAUAGAAUGGUGUUGCUCAUCACGGGGAAUCUGGUUAACUGGUCCUUCGCCCUCUUCGGAUUGAUAUGCCGCCCCAGGGACUUCGCUUCCUACAUGCUGGGCAUCUUCAUCUGCAACCUGCUGCUGUACCUGGCCUUCUACAUCAUCAUGAAGCUUCGCAGCUCAGAGAAGGUCCUCCCGGUCCCGCUUUUCUGCAUUGUGGCCACCGCUGUGGUGUGGGCUGCUGCCUUGUAUUUUUUCUUCCAGAAUCUCAGCAGCUGGGAGGGCACGCCAGCUGAGUCCCGGGAGAAGAACCGAGAGUGUGUCCUGCUGGAAUUCUUUGAUGACCAUGACAUCUGGCACUUCCUCUCCGCGACUGCCCUGUUUUUCUCAUUCCUGGUUCUGUUAACUUUGGAUGAUGACCUGGAUGUGGUUCGGAGAGACCAGAUCCCUGUCUUCUGAGCCUCUGACUAAGAGGGGGAGAGGGAGCGAUCAAUCCUGGUGCUGUUCAAGAAAAAUACAGCGACCACAGCAAAGUAACCACUGCCAAAUGCUCAUUCACCCUCUGUAGGGUCAGCUCUGGAAGAAGAAGCUGGGGAAUCUAAACUUGCAAGAAGGAGGCCACAACCGUAGCUCUGUGAGUGGGGCAAGGACUGAAACACAUUUACACUGACUCACUAUCUGGGAGCCCUGCCACCCUCACCUAGACUGGCUGGCAAUGGCAGGAUUCCCCAGCUGGAAAUUUAGGC